AAAUGCCGUAUCUCUAGGCCCCAACAGCAACGAGGAGGGGAAGGGAAGGAUUCAAUAACUAGGCAGCGGCUCUCCCCUUUCUCUUCCUCCCAGAAGUAGCAAAAACUAGUGCAUUUUCUCUCUAGAUCUCCAGCUUUAUAUCUCCUUUCUUUUUCCCGUCUCUCUCUUUCUCCCUUGAUGGCAUCGCUGUCUCUGUCUCUCUUUCUUGUGAUCAUAUUGGAGAUAACAUUGAUCAGCAUCAGCAGCGGGCUGAGGCCCCCUUCACCAGGCUAUUACCCGACUUCCAUGUUUCCUUCAGCCGUGUUUUAUCGGUAUUUCACCAAUCUCUGGGGUCCCCAACAUCAAUCCGUUUCUCCUGAUCAAUCCUCUGUUACAAUUUGGCUCGACAGAGCAACAGGAAGUGGAUUCAAGUCUAGAAAGCCCUUUCGAUCGGGUUAUUUUGGAGCAUCGAUCAAACUCCAAACUGGCUACACUGCAGGGGUCAUAACGGCAUUUUAUCUGUCUAAUAAUGAAGCUCAUCCGGGGAUGCACGACGAGGUGGACAUCGAGUUCUUAGGCACAACGCCGGGAAAGCCCUACACGCUGCAGACCAACGUAUACAUCAACGGCAGUGGAGACAGGAAGAUCAUAGGGAGGGAGAUGAAAUUCCAUCUGUGGUUUGACCCCACUGCCGACUUCCACCACUACGCCAUUCUUUGGAAUCCAAGAGAGAUCAUAUUCUUCGUGGAUAAUAUCCCGAUUAGAAUAUAUCCAAGAAAGUCCCGUGCUACCUUCCCUCUGAGACCGAUGUGGGUGUAUGGCUCGAUUUGGGAUGCGUCCUCCUGGGCCACUGAGAAUGGAAGAUACAAGGCAGACUACAGGUACCAACCCUUUGUGGCAUGGUUCUCUAGGUUCAUCAUGAGGGGAUGCUCGGCCUACGCCCCUAUGACUUGCCGGCAUGUCGCGGGUUCGCCGGUCGGCGCCUUUGGGCUGACCUACAGGCAGAGGCUAACCAUGCACUGGGCUCAGAGGUACUACAUGGUCUAUGACUACUGCAAGGACUACACCAGGGACCGGUCCCUCACCCCAGAGUGCUGGUCCAGACAUUGAAAACACAGUCUCAAGGAGCAAAAGGCGCCUCCCAGAACAAAAAUAUAUGAGAUUUAUGGGCCCCGAUUCUGCGUCGAGGACAACUGCUGCAACGGGAGUCCGGGCCAUGUGUAUAUAGACACUGGGUAAUUUUGGGUGCCUUUUACUUUUGAGUUAAUCUGGUAUUGAAUAAAUUGAGAGAAAAUAAUGAAGCAAUGUGAAAGAUGCCAUGGACUGCCCUUGUAAGGUCAUGGUUCUUUAAAAAAUAUUUUUUUUUUCUUUUUUUUUCUGUUUUAAUCCAAUUGUCACUUGUUAGGAGUGAUGUUUUGGGGCAUGACUGGGAGUCCAAUCAUUGGAAUCAUAUAUUUGGUGGAAAAGUUUCACUCAAGCUAAGAUGGCAUUGGAAAUGGUAUCUUGUAAUAUUCCCCUUGAUAAGGGGCAUUGUGUGAUGUUUACUUGUGGUCUUUGUAAGGAUGAUGAGAUUGCUAAAAAUGAGAAUAAUAAGAAAACAAUCGUUUGUUUUUCCUUUUUCUUA
Nymphaea colorata (pocket water lily) is the source of this 1603-nucleotide messenger RNA. RefSeq names its product probable xyloglucan endotransglucosylase/hydrolase protein 32. Gene Ontology annotation, molecular function: hydrolase activity, hydrolyzing O-glycosyl compounds; xyloglucan:xyloglucosyl transferase activity. Gene Ontology annotation, biological process: cell wall biogenesis; xyloglucan metabolic process. The transcript is spliced from 4 exons. Gene Ontology annotation, cellular component: apoplast; cell wall. The record is from RefSeq and is a predicted model, not a curated record. The coding region runs from base 178 to 1089 and encodes 303 amino acids. Lineage: Eukaryota; Viridiplantae; Streptophyta; Magnoliopsida; Nymphaeales; Nymphaeaceae.